Molecule: messenger RNA, 984 nt
Organism: Adelges cooleyi (spruce gall adelgid)
Lineage: Eukaryota; Metazoa; Arthropoda; Insecta; Hemiptera; Adelgidae
Exons: 6
Coding region: 20-880 (286 amino acids)
Source: RefSeq, a predicted model, not a curated record
CACAUAACAAAAAGUAAAAAUGGUUCGUGAUUCCGAAUGCCCUCGCACGUUUUAUUGUCUGUUCUACUCGUACGCGUUAUUCACCGCCAACUUGGCCGCUGAGAGCGUGGCAAUAACUGAGUUGCGAGUACCGAGCACUGUGCCAAACGGUACGAAGGGUGUUGUUUUGGAUUGCAUGUACAACAUCAAAGAAAACGAAACGGCCGGCUUAGUGAUCACUUGGUACUUCAACGAUAGCCCUACUCCUUCUUACCAGUGGAUACCCGAUCAGGCACCACGGAGCUUGGGUCCACUCCGCAAACGUAUACAGCUCGACUACGCGGUCACUAACAACCCGUUGACCAAACACCGAGCCUUGUAUAUCAUCCAGCCUACCAUCGAACUCACUGGCAACUUCAAGUGCGUCGUGUCCACGUACAAAGACGAAGAUUUCAUGUUCAAGAGAAUGAUUGUAUACGCCGCCGACAAGAAUAUGCAGUUGUAUCGAUCCAUUUCUAACAGACCGUCCAAAGUUAACAUUUCCUGUUCCGCAGACGCAGUGUUCCCGAUGCCCGUUUUGCGCCUGUUCAGAGUCAUCGAGGGUGAAGACGGAAAACCCAGAAACGACUCCCUGAUGAUCGAUCAAGUCGACUACCAAAUCAAAGGUGCCUACUACAUCACGGUGUACACUAUGAUUCCCGAGACACAAUUGCCGUCCAAGACCAUGUUUUACUGCGAGCUCGAAAUACCUUACACGCCAUACAGGAACGCCAAGAAAUUCUUUUACAACCCCGGAAAUUCUGAGAGUCUUCAAGUGGAAAACCUCACAUCAAGAAACCAAUUUUCAAAAACAAUCGUCUGGACAAUGUUAUUGGCAAGACUGUACUUCACACUAUUUUAAAGUGUCUACAAGCAUUUAAUUAUCUUAUUUCUUUACUAAUGGACAUACAUCUUAUACUGUGACUUAAAAAAAUAACUUUAAGUAAACUUAUAAAUUAUUUAAAG